AUGGGGCAUGAGUUGGCGAAUGCGUGGGCUCCGCAAAAGGACGCUGUAGCGAUUGAGCUACUGGAGAAUGAGCGAUGCGUUUUUCUGGAGCCUGUAGUUCUUGGGGGCACCAAUGAGUCCCCGAUAGGGAACGCAACGGAGGGUGAUAAGGCACUACUUCUGGGCACCACUUUUGCCUUUCCAGAUGAGCCGUUGUCGCGGUCCAGUCGCUUCAUAUGGUAUUCAGUCGAGGAAGGCCAGCUGAUCUCCGAGCGCCCCCAGUUGCGGCAACUUGGUAGCAAAGACGUUGAGGGGGCAUUGCAGUGCUGUUGCAUUGUUCCAAAUUAUAGUGGUCGAAUAGCCCUUGGAAUAAAUGGCUGCAUAUCGCUGUAUAGUUGGAACGCCGCGGACGCGGUUUUUGUGGCCGAGGAAACAGUUUCCGUCGGCACCAUUAUCACCCGUCUACAGCCUAUAUUUCAACAAGAGGCCUCUUACCUAGUGGCGUUUGACGCUCGUCACAGUUGCUUCUUUAUCCAGGUGGAUGUUAUUCAGGGGAGCCUGAAGAUUGUCGCUCGUGACACGGAACCGCGAGGAGUCAUGGAUGGUGUUGUGCUUCAGUCGGGCAAAACCAACGACAUGUGCUUUGGCGACGAUUACUACAACUUUUAUUGCCUCUCUCGUGGUGCCCCGGCGCCGUCCAGUUCUUCAGACGCGGCGUCCGCGACGGCGGCAAGCGGCAAACUGAAGACGACCGCACAAUAUCACUUGGGGGACAUGGUGACGGCGAUGCAACUAGGCAGUUUUGCGCCCUGCUGUCUUGAAAAUACUGCAGUUCCUGUCCACAAUGCCCUCAUUCCUGGUAUUUGUGGCCCACAAGUUGUGUUUGGGACGUCGCAUGGGGCCCUUGGUACGAUAACCCCUGUGUCGAACGAAACCUACCUGCUUCUAAAGGCUUUGGAGGUGGCUGUCGCGUCGGCAGUUCCAGCGUUGGGAGGGUUUGAGCACGCUGCGCACCGAGAGGUUCUUCGCGCUGGUCAAGAACGCGGGUAUAGUCGGAAUGCCUCAUUUGAGAAUGCAAGCUCUAGCUCACCGGAGGUUUUUAAGCAGCGUCGGAAGCGCUAUAUCUCCAGGUGUGUUUGUAGUGGAGACUUGGUUGAGUCUUUCUUGAGUCUGCCACAGACCGCUCAACAGCGCAUUGUGCGCGAGGCCGAUGAGUGCAUUAUAGGCUUCUUUGCCUCCAUGAACUCCACUCUGGAGGAGUUUUUUGAACAAUCCGACUUGGACAGGCCGAUCGCUGGAGAGCGCAACCUUCACGUGAGCGAGUGCAAGGCCAUGGAUGGCGUAAAUGCCCUCUUCUCUGAAAAGGGUUUGCCAACCCUGCCGCUAACGAGGGAGGCCGUUAAAGAUUUGCUUCAAAAGAUGCGGCGAAUUCACUAA
Messenger RNA from Trypanosoma conorhini, 1416 nucleotides. Its product is annotated as putative damage-specific DNA binding protein. Gene Ontology annotation, cellular component: nucleus. Gene Ontology annotation, molecular function: protein binding; nucleic acid binding. The transcript has a single exon. Lineage: Eukaryota; Euglenozoa; Kinetoplastea; Trypanosomatida; Trypanosomatidae. The record is from RefSeq and is a predicted model, not a curated record. Bases 1 to 1416 code for a protein of 471 amino acids.